AUGCUGAACCGAAUUAAUCCCAACUUGUCUGUCGGCAACGCUUUCGUCCUUCUGCUAUCUUUGACGGCAAUAAUAUUCCUUAGAUUUAUUUAUCAAGUUUUAAGUAACCCUCUCAACAGGCUUCCCGGGCCUAGAUCUGCCAAGUGGACCAAUUUGCUUCACAACUAUUACUCCCUGAAGGGUCAACUUCCUGACUAUGUCCAUUCUUUGCAUGAAAAAUAUGGCCCUAUCGUACGGGUCAGCCCGACUCGAGUUGACAUCUGCGACGCGUAUGCAGUAAAAGAGAUCCACAAGACAAACACCAAAUACUACAAGACAGAGUUUUACCAGCGGCUAACCGCGAUGGAAACUGACAACUUGUUCAGCACUGCCGACUCACAUUUCCAUGCCGCUCGUCGUCGACUCCUUGCAUCGCCAAUUGCCGACUCUGCACUAUCCCAUCAUCUGCCUCAGAUUUCUAAUCGAGUUAAUUAUACCAUUGAACGCAUCUCAGAGGAGAUGAUGGACCGAGGUGCUGCAGAUAUUUUCAAAUGGUGGUUAUUUAUGGCGACCGACAUCAUCGGCGAGUUGAGUUUUGGAGAAUCUUUCAAAAUGCUCGAGGCAGGCACACCGACUCAAUAUUCCAGAGAUCUAGCGAUGCUCGCCGGGAUCCAACCUAUCCGAACAAUCUUCCCGACCCUCGUCAAACUUGGGGCUUACCUACCACUUCCUCUCUUCAAAUCGACAGCGGCAGCUGGAAUGCGGAUCGGAUUCUACGCGUACCAGUCGAUUCAGCGAUAUAAGACACACCUCGAAGAGAACCCAGAGAACCCCAAGCCAACCCUAUUCACAAAGAUCUUUGACACCGAGAAGAGUGGUCUCAGCAUGGAAGACAUCCUAUACGAGGCGCAGGGCUAUAUUAUUGCCGGUAGCGAUACCACGGCUGUCACUUUGACUUAUCUUAUUUUUUCUGUCUGCCAGAAUCCUCAGAUACAAGCAAAACUGGUUGAAGAGUUGUCUGAUUUACCUGAACCAGUAACAGACAAAGAUCUUCGCAAUCUGCCUUAUCUGGGUAAUGUUAUAAGUGAAGCUCUGCGCCUCUACACUGCUAUCCCCUUUGGCCUACCUCGGGCUGUUCCACCAGAGGGUGCAAACUUCUGUGGUUAUUUUAUUCCUAGUGGUGUGACCGUAUCUACACAGUCAUUCAUGCCCGAGCGCUGGCAAAAUACAACUAAGUCAAUGAAAGAUAUGUCAAUGCCAUUUGGUGGCGGUUCGCGAGUCUGCAUUGGAAUACAUCUUGCCCGUAUCGAACUUCGUCUCGCUACUGCUUUGUUCUUCCGCCGAUUUCCCGAGGCUCGCAUUUCCAAAAAGGAGGGGAUGAGUAGAGAAGAUAUGCUUAUGAAGUGCUUUUUCCUCAUGACUCCGAAGGGUCACCGGUGUCUGAUUGAGGCCUAA
Messenger RNA from Penicillium waksmanii, 1434 nucleotides. Its product is annotated as cytochrome P450. The coding region runs from base 1 to 1434 and encodes 477 amino acids. The transcript has 6 exons. NCBI's taxonomy places the organism in Eukaryota, Fungi, Ascomycota, Eurotiomycetes, Eurotiales, Aspergillaceae. The record is from RefSeq and is a predicted model, not a curated record. Gene Ontology annotation, molecular function: oxidoreductase activity, acting on paired donors, with incorporation or reduction of molecular oxygen; heme binding; monooxygenase activity.